UUCCUCCAGGCGACGCAUGCGCAGAGGAAAAAGAGCGAGGGAACUUUGGUUCAAACUAGGGGGGAAAUUGCUUCUAAACGGACGGAUCAGGGGGCGCCUCGCAGUGUAUUAUGGCUGUCGGCACGGGAACGUCUUUGGUCCUCUCAUCGCUGCUCUGUCUCCUGCUGUUCACGGGGAUGCAGAUGUACAGCCGCCAACUCGCCUCCAGCGAAUGGUUGACCAUCCAAGGGGGGCUGCUGGGCUCCACCCUCUUCAUCUUCUCCCUUACAGCCUUCAACAACCUCGAAAGCUUAAUCUUUGGCAAAGGAUUCCAAGCUAAGAUCUUCCCUGAAAUUAUCAGCUGCCUUUUGCUGGCGUUGUUUGCGUCGGGAUUGAUUCACCGCGUCUGUGUCACCACCUGUUUCAUCUUCUCCAUGGUGGCCCUGUAUUACAUCAACAAGAUCUCCUCCACGCUUUACCAGUCGGCGACUCCCAUGCCUGUGCCUGCCAAGACCGUCAGCAAAAGCAGGAAGAGAAAUUGAUGCUCAUGAACCUCCCUUGUCCAGCUGGGGGGUCAGGGAGUGGUGGGGAAGGGAAAAGGUGGGUUCCAGCUCAGCAAAAUCCAGAUACCCAAUGAAACAUUUUUUUACUGUUUAAAAAACAAUAAUAAAAAAUACAAAAACCA
Molecule: messenger RNA, 664 nt
Organism: Elgaria multicarinata webbii
Lineage: Eukaryota; Metazoa; Chordata; Lepidosauria; Squamata; Anguidae
Gene: KRTCAP2
Product: keratinocyte associated protein 2
Exons: 5
Coding region: 111-521 (136 amino acids)
Source: RefSeq, a predicted model, not a curated record